Molecule: messenger RNA, 3444 nt
Organism: Liolophura sinensis
Lineage: Eukaryota; Metazoa; Mollusca; Polyplacophora; Chitonida; Chitonidae
Product: vesicle transport protein SFT2B-like
Exons: 7
Coding region: 82-567 (161 amino acids)
Biological process (GO): vesicle-mediated transport
Cellular component (GO): membrane
Source: RefSeq, a predicted model, not a curated record
UAAUUCGGUGACAGCGGUGGCAGAUGGAAAGGAGGAAACGAGGAUAAUAUUUAGAAGUUAAACGGGGACAAGUGUCUAAUAAUGGACAAGUUGAAAAGUGUACUAAGUGGGAAGGAUCAAGAUGAGGAACAGGGAAUUGUCACUCAGAUUUCAGAAGGUUCAACACUGAGUUGGUCCACCAGACUGAAAGCUUUUUGUUUCUGUUUUGUACUUGGUGUUUGUAUGUCUGUUCUGGGUUCAGCGUUACUCUUUGUGGGCAGAAAUGGACUGGUCCUGUUUGCUGUAUUUUACACACUUGGAAAUAUGUUAUCAUUAGCCAGCACAUGUUUUCUUAUGGGACCAUUGAAACAGGUGAAAAAAAUGUUUGCUCAGACGAGGAUAAUAGCAACCAUACUUGUUCUGGUUUGUUUUGUCAUGACUCUGGUGUCAGCAUUUGCACUGAAAAAUGCUGCCCUUGCCUUGGUUUUCUGUAUACUACAGUUCCUGGCCCUAACAUGGUAUUCGAUUUCAUACAUACCAUUUGCACGAGAUGCGGUUAAAAAGUGCUUUGGAGCCUGCUUGGAAUAAGUGGCCAGCUGUUCGCCAAGAAAGUUCUACAAAAACUGUCUGACUAAUUCUGCAUGAUUUGAUACUCUAAGUCACUGUGUUCAAUUUUAGGAAGAGCUGUUUAUAAAUUAACAUCAGUCAAUAUCAGAUUGGUUGACUGAAGAGACCAGAAGGAUUGGACAUACACAUGGAAUUAGUGCUGGUUUGGAGUGUAUGGAUAGUUUCCGGUGUAAAUUAUAAGUGUACAAAGUAUAUACUUGUAAAUUGUUACAGGUUUGUCCCUGUUGUGUUUCAGUGUGUACAUAUAUUUUUGUGGUGAAUGACAUAAAUUCAUAUAUAUUUGUUCAGCAACUUGAUACAUCAAACAUGUAUUUUACUUUCAUUUAUUUUUUACUCAUCUCAGGAUUACAUGCUUAAUCCACUGUCCACGUUAGCUCUAAAUAUUUUUGUAAUGACUGCAUUAAAUCCUAAAUUUCUUCAAGGGGAAACUAAAUUUACAGAGACUAUUUUGUAAAAUCAAAGCAAAGUUUCUUCUUGUAUGUUUUAUAUUUACAGAGGGUGCUUCAGAAAUCAGGGUUGAUGUUGUAAACCAUCCCUUUUACAUGUAUAUUGUAUGAAGAGUUGGUCAUUUUCUGAAUCUACGAAAGCAGUAUGAUUUCACUCCAAAAUAAUGAGUGUAGAUAUUUUAACGAGUUACUGUUGCAUCCUUUCCUGAGUGAGAAAACGUCAGUUAAGCUCAAAAAUGCUUCAUAGGAAAUAAUCAAGACGUUAUUUUCGAAAAUGUCUUCAUCUUGCUAAUGGUUUUGGAAUUUAGAAGCUCAGUGUUAAUGUAGAGGUUAAGAAUUUUAGCAAGAAUUCAAUACAGGCACAUUAUGUAAUAUGAGCAGGUUAUAAUUCUCUACAUUUACAUGUUGCAGUUGCAUUCAGAUUUGUAUAAUUGAAUGGGACCAAUUAAUUGCUAUUUUUCUAUGAUAACUGAUCAUUCAUAACGCAUGUCUUGGGUUAAACUUAGACAAUUUAGCCAUCAAUUCAUUGCAUUUUUGGAUAUUAUUGUUAUUAAUUUACGCUAUGAUUUACCCUAGGAGAGGGAAGGUAGGGGCCUGGGGUAAGAUCGUUGACUUUUGAGAUAGGAUUUGUAUUUCUGCACAACCUGGCCAUUAGUACAAUUAGGAAACAAGGCCCAUUGAUGUUGUGAAGUAUCAUGUGACAUGGCAUACCCUGGGUGAAGCCGUCAACAUUGAGCAAGGAGUAGACCCAUCUUAUUUUAGAAUUUUAUGUAUUAUAGUUUAUACAUGAAGAUGACAAAUAUAAAUUGUUUGCCCUUGCUUAAGGCAUGCAGGUAUCAAUAAGCAUUUAUUCAUCUGCGCAUAAGCUUAAGUCGGACAAAUUUACACUAGUUUGGCCCUUGAUUACACAACUAUGUGAUUACAGUUACUUCCACAGUGCAUCUGAGAACUGUGCGCAAGCCUUUGCGCAGGCAUAGUUGAACACCAGCACUUUUAGCUGUCAUUCCUACUUAUUACAGCGCAUGCAUCACUCUCUACAUUUGCUUUACAUCACUACUUUGAAAGGGAAUUCAUGUGUAUAAAAUAUUAUUAGAAACAAUGGUUGAGGCAGAUUUUUUUUUCAUUUUCUGACAACACUUCCUGCGUCAUCACCCUGACCCCAGUGAUCCCAAGGUUGUUCCAGAUUUUUUGCAAAAUUUGCUAGUAGUGGCAGUGAUGUAAAUUGAAUGCAGUGUGCGACGGAUGCGUUGUAAGGAGUGUGACUGUCAUUGUGUUCGUGGACGCAACAUUCUGGAAUGGACCAUGUCUGUCAGCAAAGGAGGUAAUGAUAGUCACCAAAUCCAUGAAUCAGUAGGUGUAUAAAUAUUCCUUCCCCUUUGAUUUGAUGGGAAACUCUUGAGAAGUAUUGCUUUUAAUAGCCAGUUACUGCAUGGAUCGCAUUCAUUAUUAUUUUAAGGUUACAUGUACUUUUGUGAAAUGCAAUCUGUUAAGUCACAUUUUGAUAACUUCCACUAUGUGAAAUGUGAAUUAUGUUUAAAGGUUACUAAUAAGGUGAAUUGGAGCAGGAUGUUUUUUUUGAAGUGCGACUGAAAGUUACUUGUGUUAUCAUUAAUCUAGUGCCGCGUCAUCCAUUUACGUUUAAUCAAGUUAGAGACGUCUCACCGAUGCAGAGGCGGCAAGAUACGCCUAGUUGUAAUUGUGAUUCCACAAGAGUAUCUAGUAGUUUUCUUCUGACACAAAGUGUAAAUGUUGUAGUAUUACAUAAGUACUACUGUAUUUCAGCUGAAGUUGACAGAAACAAAUGAAGGCCAUCAGAUUAUACAUGUACUUCUAAUGCCAAGUAUGUUUUUCUGAUACGAAAUUAAUCAGACGCUGAAAGCAGCGGUCAUUCCAUAACGAGCUUGGUGUAUAUGUACAUUACCUUUCACAAUUGGACAAGGUUCCAUUCAUACUCCAAACAAAAUCAGAUCUACAUGUAUUAUUUCUUGCUUGACCGAAAUUAGAAAGUGUUCCAUAUGAACUCCAACCAGAAAAAUCGCAGUACCGGUAGUCGCCAUCUAGUUUCCUUAAAUGCAAAACUCACCAGCAAGCAUGUUAGACGAUUGUCUCAACACUGUUUGGUCGUAACUUGAGCUCCAUGUGAAAAAAAACUUGCCAUGGUCCUUGGUGUUAUGCUACGUGAAAGGGAGGAUCAUACAUUCAGACCGUCCCCUGCUGGUUUGGUUCCUGGAAUUGUCAGUUGGUGUGCUGGUGCGUAACCGUGAUAAUCAGACGUGCACUAAACACGGCGGUGCCUUAUAAUUCUGCUCAUUGUAACUUUAUGGUGAUGCAAAUAUUUGUGUACAAUUAUGUUCUUGUACUGCAUUGUGAAUAAAUUAAAAUUACAAAUUAA